AUUCUUAAUCAAAUAAUUUAUUGUAUUUAUAUUACACAGGCACCAUGCCAUCAAGUUGCACUGCAUACAAUUGUUCAAACAGAAGUGAUCAAGGCUAUGCAUUGGCAAGAUAUNCGCAUGAUGAAGGUUUAAAGAGAAAAUGGAUUGCUGCAGUUGAAAGAGGCAAGAACUGGUCACCUAGUAGUUUUCAAAAACUACUUUGCGAGAUACACUUUAAGCCAUCAGAAAUCGAAUUUGUUGCUAGACGCAAACGUGUAAAGUUUGAUGCAAUUCCAUCUCGUGUUCUUCAAAAGAUCAAGAAAACUGUCGUAGAAAGUUAAGAAACAUCUCGAAAAAUGGGAAUGGUUCUUAUCUGCGUCAAAUCUCUGCUGAUAAACACAAUGAUUCUUGCAUUGCUAUGCAACCUCCUAUUAAGACAAAUGAAAUAUUACAUAAACCAGAGGAAUUCAUUGAAGAAAUACGCAGAGAAAAUGAUAUGUUGAGGAAAGUUGUUUCCUUUCUUCAACAAACAUUGGACAAUAGAAAACAAUGAUCUUGUAAUUGUGGCAUAUAUAAAUUGAAAAAAUCUCUUAAAACCUACGUACUUAAAACCUGUUUUUAACAAAGAGAGAUUUUUUCAAUUCGAUUUCUGAUGGCUUAAAGUGUAUCUACAAAACAAUCACAAACAUGCUGUAAUUCUAACAAUAUAUUGCAUUAUUAUAUGUUUAUCUUUUGAAGUAGAAAAUUAGAACAUAUUGCACAUUGCUACUAACCUCGCAAAGUAGUUUUUGAAAACUACUAGGUGACCAGUUCUUGCCUCUUUCAACUGCAGCAAUCCAUUUUCUCUUUAAACCUUCAUCAUGCGNAUAUCUUGCCAAUGCAUAGCCUUGAUCACUUCUGUUUGAACAAUUGUAUGCAGUGCAACUUGAUGGCAUGGUGCCUGUGUAAUAUAAAUACAAUAAAUUAUUUGAUUAAGAAUUCUGUGUGUCACCAAAUAAUCAUUCACAAAAGGCGAUACACUUUGGUAUAUGUACCAUACGAUCGCCAAAAAUCGCCUAAACUAACA
Molecule: messenger RNA, 1045 nt
Organism: Pseudomyrmex gracilis
Lineage: Eukaryota; Metazoa; Arthropoda; Insecta; Hymenoptera; Formicidae
Product: THAP domain-containing protein 1-like
Exons: 2
Coding region: 45-320 (91 amino acids)
Molecular function (GO): sequence-specific DNA binding
Source: RefSeq, a predicted model, not a curated record